Spirodela intermedia is the source of this 474-nucleotide messenger RNA. The record is from the annotation of a GenBank genome assembly. Lineage: Eukaryota; Viridiplantae; Streptophyta; Magnoliopsida; Alismatales; Araceae.
AUGGGGAAGGGGGUGGGGUACUGGCUGCUGAAGACGGAGCCGGGGGAGUGGUCGUGGGAGGACCAGAGGUCGAAUGGCGGAGUGUCGCAGUGGGAUGGGGUGAAGAACAGGCAGGCGCAGAAGAACAUGAAGGCCAUGAGGGGAGGCGAUCUCUGCUUCUUCUACCACUCGGGAUCCCGCCCUGCCGAGCGCCGGAUUGUCGGAGUUGUGGAGGUCAUCAAGCCCUGGUACGAAAUCGGUGGAGAUGGCGGCGAUGGAGCUGUGGACGUCCGGUCGAGAGGAGAGAUGCGGCGAACCGUGUGGCUGAAGGAGGUCAAGGAGGAUCCGUCGAUGGCCGACUUCGCGCUGGUCAGGCAGCCCAGGCUGUCCGUCGUCCCCGUGCCGGAGAAGAUAUGGGAGAAGCUCUGUGAGAUGGGAGGGGGCUUCGGCGAUGAACGAGAGGAAGAGGACGCGGAGAACCAGGAAAAGGCGUAG